This is a messenger RNA of Owenia fusiformis, 11995 nucleotides long. The record is from the annotation of a GenBank genome assembly. NCBI's taxonomy places the organism in Eukaryota, Metazoa, Annelida, Polychaeta, Sabellida, Oweniidae.
GUCUAGCCCUAGGGCUUAGGCCUACCACGGGCUUUCAAACAGCUCGGUAGAGUAAUAUACAUGAUAAAGGGCCUUCUUUAGGCUAACAUGUACAUCGAAGGAGGAAUUCUGAUCUAAACAUGGCAAGGACAAAACAAACUGCCAGGGCAUCAAAGGGUAAAAUGCCACAAAAGAAUAUAAAACUAGUGGUGGUUGGAGAUCAUUCAUCUGGGAAAACAGCGCUGUUAAUAACCUACACGACCAAUGCAUUCCCCACUGAUUAUAUUCCUACAGUAUUUGACAACUACAGUGCUAAUGUAAUAGUUGCUGGUAACAAUAUCAGCUUAGGAUUAUGGGACACCGCUGGACAAGAGGACUAUGACAGGUUGCGCCCCCUAUCCUAUCCUAAUACAGAUGUCUUCGUAGUAACCACAUCUGUGCAGAGUUUGGAAGGGUUGAAUAGCAUCAAAGAUAAAUGGAUUCCUGAACUACGACACCAUUGCCAUGGUGUCCCGAUUCUAAUUGUUGGAACAUGUUGUGACGCGAGGGACAAAAAAGUAGAAGAUGGUGAAUCUCCCAAACCAUUUAUUUCAAAAAAGGACUUUGAAUUGUGUGUAAAUCUGACUGGUGCUUAUGGCUACAUGGAAUGCUCAGCUUUAACAGGUCACAAUGUUAGUGAUGUAUUCAAUCAAGCCAUAAGGGCUGCUCUUAAGCUUCCCUUUGCACCAAAUGCCCCAACUGCGUCAAAUGAAGCAGAAACAGAGUUAGAAAAAGACAGGGAAUUGUUGGACUCUGUUGAUGUCAAGAGUUAUGAAGCAGACUGGCUACUCUACAAGAGAGAUGGUAUCAUCCUGGAUGACUCAUUGUAUCCCAAUGACUUUGCAUCAAGAAUACGACUCAGAGAGAAUGGAUGUUACGCCUUAGAUGGCUGGGAGGAUGUUAUACAAAGAAUAGGUCUCGGAGAGGUUGCUCCCAAUAACACACAGAAAAAAGAAGCGAAGAAAGAGUUCGAUGAGCGUAAGAGAGAGCUGGAUAGCGAAUAUGAAGGUGAUGAUGACGAGGAAGAGGAAUAUGAUGAUGAAGGAGUUAAGAAGAAAGUUGCUAAUCCAGACAUUGUCUCUCACCUUCAUUUUGUGACAAACCCCUAUCUCACAGACCUUUGUCUCUACAAGUUCUACCAAAUGAAGGAGCGAUUCAAGCUAGAGACUGUGUUAAUAAUGAACUGCCCAAACAUCACAGAUGAUGGUAUAUAUUGGCUACAUAGGCUAAUGCAGGAGGGGAGGGACAAAGAUGACAUUAUUAAAGUCAGACUUGAUGCCUGCCCAAACAUCACAGGGAAAAGCGCAGCAUUGUUCUCUCAUGAUGAAACCACAAUGUCCGUCUUUAACUUCACAACUAUCACAUAUGCUAAUACGGCAACAGAACGAGAAAAGAGAUUUAAACCUAAAGGGAGGGCUACGAUUAAUGAGAAAAUUAAAGUUCAGCAAAUAGACUCAGACGAGGAAUUUACGUUUCCAAUUGUGGUUGUACCUAAGAAUGAGACAGAAAGUGCACAAGUGACAGAAGUGAUGAAAGCUUUGUGUGAUAAUACUAACGUACCAGAUGAGGUUGGGGAAAGGUCUCACCUCUUUCAAACUGGUAAAAGAGAGAUUAACGAUAAGCAAUGGAAGUUUAUGAUCUUCAACCCAUUUAAGGAUGGAUUUGACAAUGUGUUACCAAGGAUUGUGAGUCUCGUAGUGAUUCCUGUCGACUUAACCCAGGACUCCAUGAUCUCAAAAAGACACAUCAUGCAAACUGUGCUCUUUUUCAUAAGCAAGCAUGGGUAUUCCAAAUCAGAUGGUUCCCACUACACUGGAUGUAGGUUCCUUGUCAUUGGCACAAGUGCAACAGCCAGUAUUGACCAACUAGACACAAUAGUACAGGACUGUGUAGGGGAACUACAGGAACAAGCAACAUUUGGAGCUGAAGGGUUAAAAUCCAAAAUGCACAUGACUUUACAAGAUGAGAAACAGCUGGGUAUGCUGUAUCUACUUGAGGCAGUUGCUAAGCAACUGUGUAACAGCAUGAAGAUGGAAAACCCAGUUGAUAGGCCAAUAUAUACACAUUUGUAUAAGGACCAAGAUUUACUCUUGGCUGCAUUAGGCUCACAGUUAAAAGCCAUAUCUCCAGGAGUUCGACACCUCUACUCUGGUGAGGAUUCUUCAGACAUGAUGGAUGAUAUUGAUGAUGAAAGCAAUGCAAAAUUUUUGGAUAUUGCAAAUCUACUAUCUAUUGAAAUAGAAGAUGCUACCAGUUUCUGUAUGCAGAAGUAUCCCAUUUUAGACAACACUUUGCAAGUGUUACAUGAUGAAGGUGAUGUUUUGUAUUUUCGAAACCUAGAACAACCUGUGGUUCUGAGAGACUUCACUUGGUACAGCAAGAUCUUGAAAUUGAUCACAUCAGAAAAUAGUUGUACUACCCCCAGUAAGAGACUGCAAACUCCUUGUUUACCUCCUGGGACUCCUGUAUGGAGUGUGGAGCAGUUAGUCAAGGCUAUUGAUACAUUAAAUGAUCCAAAGGAUCAAGGAGUAGAAGAGUUUGUACAGUUGGUGUCAGAGAAAUUGAUACCAUUACUGGAACAUCAAGGUUUGCUGGUUCGUCUGCCAUGUCUGAGGACACAACUUGAUGAAGAGAAAUAUGUCUUUGUACAUGUACCCAGUAUUGAAAAACCUGAAGCACCUUUGAUGCCUGCAACUCCGGAUGCUGAGGUCCCAAGGGAGAUUGUGACCAAGGUGUAUAACUUCAAUUGUGACAUAUCACAAGGUCUCAUACAACAAAUCGCUGCUGUUUGCUCAAGGUUUGCCAAGUUUGUUGUCCUGGCCAAGGAGGGAAUGUUGAUACACCAGGGUGGUGCUGAGGUUCUGAUAAAGACUGUCACAAAUGAUGGCUGCAGUAAAAUGACACUACAGAGUAGCACAGUGAGUUACAACAGGGAAAGUGCCCUUGUAUCAGGCUCAGAGAAAGUUUACAAGUUUGUCUGCAGUGUAUUCUACCUCUAUGCUGAUGUCAUAGAUCAUGUGAUCCAAACACACUAUGGUCCAUUUGUCGCUAUGAUCACUCAGCCGUCUACAUUGCCUCAUAAUCACUCUAUAUGUUACAACCACAACUGGCAGGUUUUCAAUGGAAAUCCUAGCUUCAGGUCCAUCUGUACAUUGUGUGGUCAUUGUAUGAUAGCAGGAAUGGAUUGUCCAUAUGAUGGCAUAUUACAAGAGUAUACCCAACGUUGUGGCUGCACUGGGGAGAUCAUAGGUUGCCUUGAUUGUGGUAUUUGUACCAGCUGUGCAUCAUAUUUUUGGAAAAUCAAAUCUUACUUGAGACCUGGAUACUGCAGCAGUGACAUAAUCACAGAAAGUACAAGGGAAUUUCCCAUUUCUGAUUUUGGGUCCACUGAUUCAGAAGAUGAAGAUGAAUUUAAUAUUCACUCUAUGAUGCUAGAUGUACCACUUGACCCUUACCUCAACAAUAAAGCCAGCAUUUUAAUACAGAGAGCUCAACUGAGUGUACCUUUCUUGACAAGUGAGAAUCACAACAUUUCUAUUUAUCUGGAUGGAACUGCAUUUACUGGCAGUGAUGUUGUCUAUCAAUUGAUUGGCUCUAGUGAUAAUUUAGAUGAUCAUGAUGCUAAUUCAGAGUUGGACAAUCUAAAUGGAAUGCUCAACAUCAAACUUUCAGAUCCAGCUGCCCAUUCACCAAAGGAACAUAUGCCAGCCCCAAUAAUGGGGCCAUUUGGUGUAUAUGAAUACCGCUAUUGUUGGGCAACAGAGAUCUGGCCAGAGAAGGCUGUUCUAUGCCACAGCCCAGAAGUUUAUACAGAAGAUGAAUACAAAAAUGGAAGCAAGAAUCCGGGACUAUACAUGGCCAAGACUCCAUUAUUUUCUGUGAAUGAAGGCAAGAAUUCACAGAAAGAUGGUAAAAUAAAGGAAUUCAGCUUGGAGAUUUUAGUUGAUGAGAGAAACAGUGUCCUCAUUGGUCUGGCUCCUGCUGAUGUUGCAUUCUGGGAUAUAAAUCAUGAUAAACGACGACAUGUUUAUAUGUGGAAUCCAAUAGCCGGAAACGAAAAUAACCACCCUGAAGUCAAAAGAGAAACAGAUGUCUAUGAUUCGGAUGAUGAAGAUGACUUUGAGGGUGACGAAGACAAUGAAGAUGAAGACUAUGGUGAAGAUGAAGAUUUGCAGGAGAUUCUGAAUGAUAUACAAGCAGAGGAUGAAGAGGAUAAUCUGCAAAGCUCUACACAAGCGGUACCAAAUGUACAACCGCAGAGAACUCGAGGUUACAUGCAUGCUGCUCCUAGACAGCAACUGGCAACACGAGCUGCUAGACCUCCGGUGCCCCGUGAUGGAGCCAUAUCUGUAGGUCUCUUGGAAGAGUCCAACAGGCUUGAUGAUUUACCUGAUCUUCAGCUGAAUAAUGAUCCUGCACUGUCCAAUGUGAACGUAUUAUCUACAAACUUACAGGCGCGCACUUUGACAACCAAUACCAAUGCCAAUGCAAAUGAUAACCUCCUCAGAAGUGCAUUGUUUCCAGAUGCUAAUACAAGCAAAGAAGAUGCACAAAAUAAUCAGGCAAAUUUCUUGGAAGAACUCAAAAAGAAUGUUCCCGUGUUUGAUCCAGAUGUUAAGGCUGGUUUAAAGGUUAAAAGUGCCAAGGAGAAAAAGAUAAAGCCUAGGGGUGUGAAAGAUUCUAUCAGAGUAGUUGUAACAAGGGGUAAAGGAAAAGACGAGGACAAAAUAACCAUCCAGAUGUACGUAAAUGGUGUUCUUGAUAAACAGAAUAAUGAGAAAACAUUCUGUGAUGUCCCCAGUGAAUUGGAAUUAUUUGCAGCAGUCUCUCUUGGGGCAGAUAACAUUGUAAAACUUGGCAGCGACUCUGUUUGGUGGGGAAAAACUGAGGCCACUUUUACAGACACCAGCUACAAGGCAAAUGGACUUCAUAUAAGUGGAAUGGACAACAACAACAUUGAUCUUGAAGUACAGAGGAAGCUUCUGUUCCACAAUGUAUCUGAAUCCCCACAGCUCAUCCAUGUUAAGUGCUCCAACUUUAGUGAUGAGACUUACAUCACUCAACUGAUUGUCUUACCUGAUGGCUAUGAAUCGGUGGGACUAAUGCACAUAGAUGAUUCAGAUGAACCCAUUGACAUUGAAGUAGCUUGGUGCGAAACGGACCUGAAGCAAAUCAAAUCUGUAAAGGCAUUUGAUGCGAAAUUAGAUACGGCCAAGGAAAAAAAUGAUCUACAUCAAGUCAAAUUCAAAGGUCUCUUGGAGAACAACCAGCAUAAAAGGAUGAUUCGACAGUUGGACCUCAAAUCAGAAAAGGGAAAUGAAACAUUUUAUCUCUUCAAUAUGAAGAAUCUAAAACCUAAUCAAACUUACUGGCCUAGACACAUAUUCCAGGAUUGUUACCUCCUUGAUAUGUGCACCUACUCACAAGAGAACGAUCAAUUGGUCCACCAUAUCUUCUAUAUACCCAGGCUGAGCUAUAAGCUUGUACUAGAAACCAAUACAAGCAGUGUUCUGGAUUUUCUACCAGAUAGCAAAUUCUUUCAGUGUCCAUUGCUACCAACAGCUAGUCCAAGGCCUUAUACACCAGCGAGAGGGAGUUAUGUUGGAAUCAACAAGGUAGAACAAGGUGCUGUGAGCAGGCUAUUUCAAAACAAAAAUUUCAAAGAAUCUAAACAAAGGAAGGGAUUGGCGAAGGAACGCUUUGAUGAAUUCGUAGAAAAAGUACAUCUUGACCUCGAGAUUGAACCGGAACAGGAACAAGAAGUUGAAACACGAUUUACAGAUUCGGAGGAUGAGUGGUUGAUGCUUCCUAUAUUAAACAUAGAAAAUAGACAGGGAAGUUUUGAAGAUGUUGGCAAAGACAUGAAUGUCGUUAGCUUUAAGCAGAAGCUGUCCCAGGAGAAUGUCUUGACCCCAGGGUGGCAUGAACUUGCCAUAGCUUGCAUGACACCCUCAGCAACUGAGAAGAGACUUGCAAAAAUUCGAGAGAGAAAUGUGUCUGAAUUAUGUCCUGAUUUAGCACUGGAGAAGAAACUUAUUGAAAAACAAAUACAUUUGACUUGCGAAAAUCAAGUAAAGUCAUGGACAGCGCAGAAAAUAGACUUGCUAGCCCUGUGGGUGGAAAGAACCUGUCAAGUCUUGUUAACAUCCAACCCUGCUGAAGCAAGAGAGCUUGCAAAGGAUAUCAAUGAUGCCAUAUCUGUGCAGUCUUCAAACCCUCGUUUGGCUACAAAAAAGGUUGCAAAAACCAAGAGCAAGGCUCCAAGUAAAUUAUCCAAUAAUUCACAAAAUGAGACGAGUAGCAUUGCAGCUAUUUUAGAUGCCCUGAAAGCAAUUAAAGCUCCACAAAGUAUGAUUGAAAGAACAAGGGAAAAUCUGUCGCAUGCUACACAAACAGGCCAUCUCUUCCUGGAUGCCUACAAGAAACUGCUGGAUGCAUUGAUCACAAGUCGAAGCUAUGCCCAGAAUUACUCUACAUGUGUUCAUUGGCCUUACUCUGUAACAGUGCACUCACGUUACAUUGGGGCCCCCUCAGAACAUUACAAAGAAGCCACAACAAAGUCCAACUUUAAGAUGUAUUUUCCUCUGCCAAGCUCAAUACAUAUAUCUGAUAUGACACUGCCAUCUAUUGACAAGAUCUACGAUGCAGGAAACAUCUUGUUACACAGAAUAUGUUCACUGGAAGAGUCUUCAGAUGCGAUCUUUAAGAAUAGGACCCCUGAAGGAGUACUCUACAGGCAGUCUCAUAUACUCUACCAAAAGGGGACUCCAAUAGAAGGUGGCCUACCAGACAAGACCCUGGUGUAUCAUGAAUACAACCGUUUGAUAAGGCUUGACAUUGCUCUAAUGACAAAGCUGAGGUUACCGAAUUUUGAAGGUAUACUAGGGUUACAGGAUGGUUGUGGAGUUGAUCAGGCUGUUGUGGAAACCCUAAUGACACGUUUCCUGCUCUUCUACCUUAAGUCAAGUUACUUCUAUGACUCCACCAACAGAGGCAAGAAACACAAGUGGAAACCAAUACUUAGUAAAGUGGAUGUACCCAUGUGUCAAACUAAGAUUCAUGUCUCUGAGAAAUAUGAAAAUGAGAAGGGUGGCCAUGUUGGCAUCAGUGUGAUUGACUUAGAAGCAAUCCCUGAUAAAUCAAUGCCACAUAAUCUCACUAUCAAAAUACCAGAUCCUUCAACACUACUUGAUCUGAGCCUGUUUACCAAUUUGGUGUCAUUGCGGCUUGACUUGGCAGAAGAUCGUCGCAUUGAUGGAGAAUGGACAAUUCCUGAUUUCUCAAGAUGUCCAAAACUCUCAGACCUUUCAGUGAGGUUUAAUGGUACAUGUUUUUCUGAGGAACAUACAAGGAAGCUUGGAAUCAAGAUACUGGAGAUUGCAAAAACGUACAUAGAGACACUACCAGAUCAUUUAUUUAGUCCUGCAAUACAGCAAGUGAAAGUGGCUCAAAGUCCAUUAAGAUGUGUACCCCAGUCACUUUGUGUUGUAAACCUUACAAAGCUCAGACUUGAGGGUACUAUGGUGUCUUCUCUACCCCCAGAGCUAGCUUUGGCUCAGAAUCUAAUCAUGUUGAAGAUUGGAGGUAUACCGUGGUAUGAGACAAAGGGUCUGUAUGAAGACGUCAAAAUCCCCAAAGAGAAGUUCCUCGAAGAUCCUAACAUGAGUGGUAUCCAGUUCAUACAGAGAUUGCUACCACAGUCAACAAUUGAUGAACUGUUUGAUAAAUAUGACAUCGAUAGCAACAAAAUGCUGGACAGGAGAGAAUUAGCGAAUCUGAAUGCUGAUCUAUUUUGGACCAUUCCCCGUCUGGGUUGCAGUAUGAAGGAUGCAGCAUCUGGAGGAUUCCCAGAGGUGAUAUGUUCUUUGAAGAAACUGGAGUUUCUAGAGUUGACACACACUACUAUACGACAUUUGCCUGCAAGUGUGGAGAGACUGACAAACCUUAAGAAGCUGUUACUACAAAAUAACCCAUUGUUUGAGAGCCUACCCCCUGAGCUCGGAAACCUCAGUCUGGAUGCCUGCUUUCUGUCACACUGUCCUUCACUGAAAACACCUCCUCAUGAAGUGAUCAGCCAUGGGACUGGACCAACUAAUGCAUACAUGAAACGCCUCAUUAAAGGAUCCACUGAGUGCAGACGUACUAAGCUCAUGCUCGUGGGCCUUGGGGGAGCUGGGAAAACAAGUUUGCUAAAAGCUUUAAUGAGCAGCCAGAACAAGACAGUGGAGACAAAGGGUGAAGAAAUCACAGAUGGGAUAGAUAUUCAAAAUUGGACUGUCAUGUAUGAUGAUGGUCUUGGAGUGACAUUUAGUGUGUGGGACUUUGCGGGCCAAACCAUCUAUUAUAAUACACAUCAGUUUUUCUUGUCACAGCGUGCUGUAUAUUUGCUGCUGUGGACAACACGAUUGGGCCAUGAACAUGCUGGGCUAGAUUUCUGGCUAAGUUCCAUCACCAGUCAUGCCCCAGACACCCCAAUCUUCAUAGUUGGAACCCAUAUUGAUCAGGUGGCUAAAGCAGAGAUCCCCAUGGAUAAACUGAAGAAGCGUUACCCACAGAUUGUUGGGUUCCAUUUCGUCAGCUCCGUCAAAGGAACAGGUAUAAGUAAACUGAAGGAUGAUUUGAUGACAGAGACGAUGAAGCAGCCUUAUAUGGGAGAGAAGAUCCCACAAGCCUGGCUAGACCUUGAGAAAGAGAUGAUCAGACUCUCCAAGGAGAAGACUGUGAUCACAUGGAAUGCAAUGGAGGAAUUAAAUCUUGGCACAAAGUGUGGCAUCUAUGAACAUGACGAUAUGAAAGAGGCUAUCACAUUCCUGACUUUCCUGGGAACCGUGCAAUACUUUGACAAUGAUUACCUGCGAGAUUGCAUCGUCAUUGACCCUCAAUGGAUCGUGGAUGCCAUGUCAUGUGUGGUGUCUGUCAAACAAUCACCAAUCAAAAAUGGACGCUUUCAACAUCGUGACUUGAAGCGUGUGUGGCCGGAAACACUUUUGAAAAAUGCAAUUCAUUCCAAAGGAAAAGGACAAAAAAAGAUUAACAUGCAUGAGUGGCUGCUACGCCUGACAGAAGAGUUUGACCUGACAUUCCCCCUGCCUGAUGAGCCAGUCAGUAUUGUUCCUUGCCUCCUAUCCGAACAAGAACCAAAGUUUGAGUGGCCUCCAAAGGACGAGGUCCCUGGGACACGUGAGAUGAAGAUGGUGUAUCAGUUCACAUAUCUGCCAACCGGAUUGUUCAACAGAGUCCAAGUUCGUCUCUUCCAGUUUUCAAACAAAGCUGCAAUAUGGAAACGAGGUUCCAUUUUGAACAAGAAUAACCACACAGCUUUGAUAACACAUGACAAGGAUCUGUCUGUGAUUGUAAGGGGGCCCCAACCAGAAAAUGUUCUGUUCUUAAUACAUGAAGUCCUGGAGGGUCUGAUUGCGGAGUCAUUUCAAGGGGUAGACUACACUUUCCAGAUACCAUGUCCUGACUGCAUGAAUAAAGUGGGCACAAAGGAUCCCAGCAUGUUUGACCAUCACCUGGUACAUAUGGCUGUUGAUGUAAAGGCGCCAUUUCUACAAUGUCGUAAAUACUUCCACAGCAUCUCGAUGGCUGAACUUCAAGCGGUCAUGCCUCCGAGCAAUGCAGUUGAGUUCAACAUCAAUUUAGAGCAGACAAUACGUCAACUGCAAGAUGUCCACAGGGAUAUGUCAGCUGACAUCUUUUUCUGCUAUUGUCAAGCAAAUGCGCCACCUGGUGAUGAUUCUGUUGUCCAGCCUGAGAAGGUGAAAGUCGACUUGGAAAACUUGGGAUACAAAUGUUGGUAUCGUGAAGAUAUGGGCCUCUGGUCUUUCAAUGAUUUGGUGGUUCCAAUAAAGGAUGCUAAGAUGGCGCUAGUGUUUAUGUCAGAUGAGUUUGCUGCAGAUGCCAAAUGUCAGGAGCUGUACCAUUAUAUUAAGUUGACUCUAAAGAAGCCAUGUCAGAUCAUUGCAGUGGGAGCUUCAUAUGACUGGAAACAAACUCCAGCUGGACUCCUAGUGGGAGAGGAGGUAUUUGUCAACAUGAGACAACUUGAGAGAUAUGAGGCUAAAUUAGAAGAAUUGAAACAAGCCGUUACCCAGACUCUCAAUCAAACAGCAAAUGAGGAUCUUCAUCCACCAUGCUUCAUAAGUUACUGCUGGGCAAACAGUAGCCAGGCAGUUAAACUGGGCACCAAAGCAAAAGAUGGCUCUGUUGGUUGGGGAGACCCAAGGGACAUGAAGGAUAUGUUGGAAAAAAAUGGAAUAGAUUGUUGGAUAGAUAUUGAACAGACUGGGCAGAAUGACCUGUUUGAGUCGAUCAGUAAUGGACUAAGGCAUUCUAAGGUUGUGGUAGUAUGUGUAUCUGAGCAGUAUGCUGACUCUACCAACUGUAUGAUGGAGCUGAGGUUUGCCGCAUGUGCAUUGAAUAAACCAAUCAUUGUAGCCAUAGUUGGAAAUUCCAAUAACUGGAGGUACACAGAGGCAGCAAUGCUGACAGGGCGUGGAAAGUCUGACGAAAUUAACUUCCAGGAAAAGAGUGAAACUGCAUUUGAUAAACUAUUAGAGAAAGUAAAAACAAUAAUAGAUGUUGAAAAACACAAAGAAUCAGAGAAAGCAAAAUAUGCUGGAAAAGAGAGACCAUCAAGGCCUACAAGUGCGGCCUCUCAAAGAUGCAAAACUGAUGAAAAUGACUCUGGUUGUUUUAAAACCAAUGAUACAGAAGUUUCAUAUCAGGAAGUUUAUGAAUUAGCUCAGAGGAAAUUCAUGCGCUUAUUGGAGGUUUUACAACACAAGGGAGAAAUCAAACAUGCCAUAUAUCCACGUCUCUGUGUCCUUGACCUCAUGGAGGCUGAUAAAGAUGGCACUACUGAAAAGCAGACGUAUUGUUUCAGAAUUCUCUGCGAGUAUGAAAAUGGAUGGCAUAUAUGUGGGAAUGCCAUACCAUACACUGGUGAUGAAAGUUCUGCUACAGCCCUCAUAGACAAGUCAACUGCCUACCUCGGGAGACUUCUCACCAUCCUCAAGUACAGCAAUGUUGGCCUUCAGUUCUUCACAACAGGGGAAGAAAAUGAACAACUUGCCAAGAGAAUCCAGAAAAAUGCCAUGCGUGGGAUGGAGGGAUCAGAUAUUGGCCAAGCAUAUAAUGUUUUAAGAGAUGAACUCAUAUUUCAUGAUGAAGAGUCUGUUAAAGGCAACCUAUCAAGAUGUCAUCUGCCAACAGGGAAAAUCCAUUGGUUGUGUGCUGACCAUCAGCAGGGCAGUCGUAUUACUGUGCUUUCUGACACAACCAUUGCUGAUGUCCAAACUGAGGUGGUCAAUGCACAUGACUUCCUCCUCAAGGAGUAUGUUGAGAAGCACCCCAAAUAUGCAAAGUUCCUCAAUGACACUAACAUGGAGAAGAUAAGAAGGGGUAUCCACUUAAAAAGAGCUCCUACUGUGCUGAGUAUGACAAGUCCUACAGGCACCUCACCUAAUGGCCAAUCUGAGACUGACUCCAAUAAUCAACCAUUACGUAGUAGAAGUCCAUUGAUGCCUGAAGGGACUGAGGAUAAGAGCAAGAAGCUCAGGGUUGCAGGUAUUGCUGCAGCUACAGUCAAUCCUGCAGCUAGUAGAGGAAGUGGUCAGAAGCCCAGCAGUCAGGCAUGUGUUAUAUUAUAGACUCUGGAAUAUGAUGCAGCAGCUAGGCCCGUAUCAAAUCUGACUCCCCCCUCCCUGGCACGCAGUGCAUAGUCAUUCUACCACUUUGGACACUAGAGAUCUGUGCAUUUGAUAUAUAGUUCGAAGUAAUGUACAUUUAGAAUCAGUGACACUUAUCACAAAAGUGAUAGCUCAAUCCUCUACUUGUCAAAAUAAGAUAACCACUGAUUUGCUAUGGUGUUUUUUUUAUACAUGUUGAAAUCAACUUUCCUUGAUUAUAACUAGAGCUUAUGUCGUAUCUUAAGACAUUAUCAUAAAUAUUUUGUUGAUCUGAUAUACAAGUA